AUGACAUUUGCCGAACUACCUUCAUUCGAUAGUGAACAGCUACGGUUAACGCCGAAGUAUGGCGAAGUUCUUUCAAAACCAGUACGAAGUACUAUGUACGAAAAUGAAGCAUUAACAAGUGGCAAAACAAGUGAUAAUAAGUCUAGAACUGAAGCAUUAAAUGGAGACCCCGAUAUCAAUUUCAGCGACUUACCGCAAUACAAGAAAGUAAUGGAGAUGUUGCUCCGAGAUAUUCAACGGGGUAAUCAUCUGUUGCUAGUCGAUGAUCGGGGACUGGAAAAUAAGAAAAUCGUAGACAGACUGUUACAUCAAUUGAAUCACCCUACAUUAUACACAAAGUUGCACCGCGACGCAACGGAACAGUCUUUGAUAGUACACCCAACUAUCAAAAAUGGAACAGUCAUUUACGAAGAUUCACAACUCGUUAAAGCCGUUAAACAUGGCUACGUGUUAGUUGUGGAUGAAGCCGACCAAGCGCCAACAACAGUGACAAGCAGCUUAAACUCUUUAAUGGAAAAUGGAGAAAUGGUACUAACCGAUGGUAGAAGGAUGAGUUCCAAGAAAAUUAUGAACAUAUAUGGAGGAAAACUAUCUGGUAUCAUUCCCGUGCACGAAGAUUUUAGAAUGAUAAUAAUGGCCAGUCAAACUGGAUUUCCAUUCAUGGAAUUCGACUCUUCAGAUCCUUUAGCAUUAACAAGUAGUGAGAUGGGAAUCGUCGCCAAAGCAGGCAGCUCUAACCCAGCGUUAACCACUCUCGUGACGAGCGGCCAUCCUACGGGACCAUAUAGUGCUACAGCAAUAGCCUCGGGCACAGCAGUUGCCACUGCAAUAGCAUUGACCUAUGGUACGGGAACGUCGACUGCUACGGCAAUUGCUGACGGCUCAUCAGUUGCCACCGCUACAGCACGCUCAUAUGAUGCAGGAGUAGCCACUGCCACAGCAGACACUCAUGACUCAUCAUCUGCCGAAGCUACAGCACAUGCAUACGACAAAGGAAUCGCCACCGCCAUAGCAAACGCUUCUGGCUUUAAAGUCGUAAAGGCCAAGGCAAUCGCCAAAGGCACCGAAAAUGGCGAAGUUCUUUUAACACCAGUACGAUUUCCCGUGAUCGAAACUGAUACAUUAACAAGUGGCAAAACGAGUGAAAAUAUGUCCAGAACUGAAGCUUUAAAUGGAGACCCCGAUAUCAUUUUCAGUGGCGUACCGCAAUUCAAGAAAGUAAUGGAGAUGUUGCUCCGAGAUAUUCAACGGGGUAAUCAUCUGUUGCUAGUCGAUGAUCGGGGACUGGAAAAUAAGAAAAUCGUGGACAGACUGUUACAUCAAUUGAAUCACCCUACAUUAUACACAAAGUUGCACCGCGACGCAACGGAACAGUCUUUGAUAGUACACCCAAAUGUCAAAAAUGGAACAGUCAUUUACGAAGAUUCACAACUCGUUAAAGCCGUUAAACAUGGCUACGUGUUAGUUGUGGAUGAAGCCGACCAAGCGCCAACAACAGUGACAAGCAGCUUAAACUCGUUAAUGGAAAAUGGAGAGAUGGUACUAACCGAUGGUAGAAGGAUGAGUUCUAAGAAAAUUAUGAACAGAUAUGGAGGCAAACCAUCUGGUAUCAUUCCCGUGCACGAAGAUUUUAGAAUGAUAAUCAUGGCUAGUCAAACUGGAUUUCCUUUCUUGGAAUUAGAAUCUCCUGCUUUUUUAGCAGGUCUCGAGGACAGAGGUUUGCUCAACUUCAGUUCGCCUGCACACCCAGAAAAUCGUUCUAACCGCCGCCGACUUGUUCCUUCAUUAACAAGUAGUGAGAUGGGAAUCGUCGCCAAAGCAGGCAGCUCUAACCCAGCGUUAACCACUCUCGUGACGAGCGGCCAUCCUACGGGACCAUAUAGUGCUACAGCAAUAGCCUCGGGGUCAGCAGUCGCCACUGCAACAGCAUUGACCUAUGGUACGGGAACCUCGACUGCUACGGCAAUUGCUGACGGCUCAUCAGUUGCCACCGCUACAGCACGCUCAUAUGAUGCAGGAGUAGCCACUGCCACAGCAGACACUCAUGACUCAUCAUCUGCCGAAGCUACAGCACAUGCAUACGACAAAGGAAUCGCCACCGCCAUAGCAAACGCUUCUGGCUUUAAAGUCGUCAAGGCCAAGGCAAUCGCCAAAGGCACCGAAGUCAUUACCGACACACAAACUAGGCCCUUAAUUUAA
Molecule: messenger RNA, 2199 nt
Organism: Parnassius apollo (apollo)
Lineage: Eukaryota; Metazoa; Arthropoda; Insecta; Lepidoptera; Papilionidae
Source: the annotation of a GenBank genome assembly